Molecule: messenger RNA, 537 nt
Organism: Chaetomium globosum CBS 148.51
Lineage: Eukaryota; Fungi; Ascomycota; Sordariomycetes; Sordariales; Chaetomiaceae
Exons: 1
Coding region: 1-537 (178 amino acids)
Source: RefSeq, a predicted model, not a curated record
AUGACCACCACCCAGCCCCCAAGCGAACCCACCCGCCGCACCACCGCCCUCCGCAACCUCCAAACCCUGUACACCAACCUAACCCUCCUGCACACCAUCGCCUCCCCCUCCAUAAUCCUGCACCCCGCCGACCGCGACCUGACCACGCCCCCGCGCCCCCCACUCGUAGGCAUCGCCGCGGCCCAGCAGCACGAGGAAGACCUUGUCGCGGCGGCGGCGCGCAGGGGCGGGUUGGUGAUGGAGGUUGGGGUUGGGAGCGGGGGGAUGGUGGUGGAUGAGGGGGGGGUGUUUGGGUGCGUUAUGGGGGUUUUGAGGGGCGGUUCUUCUUCUUCUGGUGCUAGUUCUUGCGAGGGGAAGGGGGGAGACGGCCAAGAGGGCAGGGGGGGAGGUGAGGGGGUGGAGAGGGAGAAGCAGAAGGAGGGGAUCGCGAUGCCGUUUUGUGGGGUGUGGAGGUUUGAUGAGAUGGGGAGGGCUGUUGAGCACUGGGAGAAUGCGGCUGAUCCGGCGGCGCUGGGGCGGUGGUUGAGGGGCGAGUAG